UAGAAAAACGUAAUUGGUAUUCUGUGGUUACAGAGAAAAGUUCCAUAAAGUAUGUGUGACGUAUAAAGGGCUAAUAGUUUCAUAAAUAAUUGCCUUGUUUUGAGGCAUCAUAAAACAAAACAAGAACAUCUAAUGGCGGAAGGAAGACAAAAUACUACGGACCCUGGUGUCCGCUCAGCAAAGGAUGAGGGAAAGCGUUUUCUUCAUGACAUGCAUAAGGGAGCAAAAUUUGUUGAAGGGGAGAUAAAGCAUCCACAUUUGCAUUCCUCAAAUCAUAAUGCUGGUAUUGGUUCUGAAAGCAAAGCUAAGUCGGGACCUAGACCGGAGUAUCAGAAGUCGUAGAAACGGAGAAGAAGAACGACAAUGAAAUGAAAUGCAAUAAGGAUCACUGAACAAGCAAUGAUGAGUGGUAGGAGGCGGGAAAUUUGUUGUGAAU
Messenger RNA from Schizosaccharomyces japonicus yFS275, 436 nucleotides. RefSeq lists its product as hypothetical. NCBI's taxonomy places the organism in Eukaryota, Fungi, Ascomycota, Schizosaccharomycetes, Schizosaccharomycetales, Schizosaccharomycetaceae. The transcript has 2 exons. The record is from RefSeq and is a predicted model, not a curated record. The coding region runs from base 133 to 342 and encodes 69 amino acids.